CUGCGAGCCUCCGUAGCGCGCAUGACAUUCGCACUCACUACACACAUGCUGUCGGUGUGGUUUCAGCACAUAAAUGAGUGUUUUUACAAAUGUCUUAGUGAAAUAAAUACUUGAGUUGACUUGAAGAGCUCGAUCAAUACACGCGCUGAAGUGCCUGCUAUUGAUGUCUGCGACAGUGCUGUUUCAUCAUGUGGCAAAGCGCCAUCUUUAUGCCAACAUACAGCGCGUUUUCAUCUUUAGAUCCCAACGUUUGUCAUCAAAUGUGGAGAAUGGAGAGCAAAAGAGAGAAGAAGAAACUGAAAGCACACUGGUAUACAAACCCUCGGCUUACUACAAGAGACCGUCGACACAUUCUUCUAUUGUGGGCCGCUCAGAAGCUGAAGAAGAACUGUCCGUCAAUCGUCCCUUAAACCCUGCUUUCCGUCAAAAGCGUAGCCCGUGUAGUAUUAGCGCCUCACGACGGGUCUCCGGUACCAGGAAUACGCUGUUAAACACUGCUUCAGACCGAGUAGCAGUUCCGACCCCAAACACCACAAAAGAUCCAAGUGUCAACCGCGCCCCACGAGCCUUUCAGAGAUGUCGGCCUGAAUACCGCAACAUGACCCAUGACCUUUCCCAAUGCUCGUCUACUGUAGACCUCAACGAGGCCUUGUUAGUUCUACAUAAAGUCACGGUACAAAAAAGCAACAUGGAACCUUCAGAAGUAACUAAUUUCUUGUCCAAACUUGGUCAGAUUCCUCAAGAACAGAUCGUGGUCGUAAGGGGCGACAAGCGAUUUAAUAUGCUCCUGCGGUACAGCGUGGAGAUCCUGCAAAACUUUACAACGCCGCAAUUAUUGGAUGCCCUGAGGGCUUUCGUGAACUUGGCCUUGCCUCAUUCUCAUAGCAUUCUGGGAUUGUAUGAAACCGAGUUCUGUCGGCGAGCCAGCGAGAUGGAGCUUCACCAGUUGCUGCUCGCCGCCGACUUCUGGCGAUGCCUCGGUCGAGCUGUUCCUAAGUACCUCGAGAGGAUCUUUGACAACGUGAGCCGAAACUUCAACCAAAUGGGUAUUCCAGAGUUGGUUCAGCUCUUGUACAUUAUCGGAGAAGGCAGGAGAUGUCCUGAUACCCUCGUUCAACCCCUUGAGUCCUUACUUAUGCGUCAUUUGAACCAGUUGAAGCCUGAAGAACUGGGCGCCGUUUGCUUAGGCCUCUUCAAAUCCCAACGCUCCCUGUCCGAGAGAGCGACGCGCCGGCUUGUGGACAGGGCGCUUGCUGUAGUUGAGGAUAUGAGUGACUUUGGGAUCGUUAAUGUAAUGAAGUUUAUGCGAUUUAGCUAUCUAGACCAUCUCCCGUGGUUGGAAGCCAUGGGAUCGGAGAUUCCUCGACGUGCCCCGCACAUGGAGGUACAAGGACUCAUGCACGUCAUCUUGGCGUUCUCCGCUCUGCACUACCGAGAUGAUCGCGUUCUCUUGGCUGUGGCUGAGCGAUUACCUGACGUGGUCAGUCGGUGUCGGAGUAAAGAUGCUGCAAAGAUGCUGUGGGCCUUUGGGACUCUAGGAGUCCUUCCUAACCAAUGUCCCAACCUUUAUCCGUAUCUCACUGCGAUCUUACGAGAACGCCAAGUGGAGUUUCAGCGAUACCCCGAACAUCUGUUGACUGCUUUGCUCGGUCUGGCUUUUGCCGGUCUGUUCCCUGAAGACCUGCUCAGUCUGGCUUUAUCUGCAGAGUUCAUCAACAAGGCUUGUAAUUCCCAAGAGCUUGAGUUGAGGAAAGACUUAUUCACCUUAGACGGGACUGUAGGCUUGGAGUUACCCGAGUCGACGAUCCCAAGACUUAGUCUUGCAAUUCGGGAAGAAGUGACCAAACAGCUGUGGGAUUUUGCUCAGUCAGAUAUCUGCCAGAAGCCCGAAGUGCUCGAGGCUGAAGAUGUGUUGCAGAAACUUCUGGGUGGAGAAAUGUUUAUUCGCAAACAUAUGAUUCUUCCACAUUUGCGUUCGAUUGACUUGGAAGUGCACUUAGACCAAAAUGACCAGCCUGUUCCUGUAUCCUCCGGACCUGAGCAACAAAAUCUCCCCUCUCAAAACUUGAAUGCAAGGCCCUCUGGAGUUACCAUAACUGACGACCUACUAGCUCAACUAACUAAUACACAAAAGACUCCAGUGCAGCAGUCCAACAAGUUCCUCCAAAAGCCAGAGGUCCACACAGUUGAACCAGUCCGAGUGAGAGAAAGUAUUUUCAAUGUGGGUAUUGACUUGACGGACAAUCUUCUGAUGGCGUUGACCAAAUCCCGAAAGCGGUCGUCUCGCCUUAGUGAUUCUAAACCAUCUAUUCAGAGACUUGCUGUUCAAGUGACACGUAGGAAUCACUAUUGCUACAGGACUGAGCAGUUGCUUGGAUUACAUGCACUGAAGAGGAGACAACUUGAGCUGGCUGGAUACAGAGUCGUAGAGUUGCCCCAUUGGGAAUGGUUUCCCUUGCUGCGACGCUCAUUUGCAGAGAAACUCGCCUAUCUGCACUGCAAGAUAUUCAGCUGUUCUGACUCCAAAAAAUAGACUGAUUGAAUUCUCUACAUAUAUAAACUUCCAGGUUUUACUCAACCUCGAGAGAACCCUUCUGUUUUAUACUAAACCACAGCACUGAUGUUU
Carassius carassius (crucian carp) is the source of this 2626-nucleotide messenger RNA. RefSeq names its product FAST kinase domain-containing protein 5, mitochondrial (gene fastkd5). The transcript has 2 exons. Lineage: Eukaryota; Metazoa; Chordata; Actinopteri; Cypriniformes; Cyprinidae. The coding region runs from base 164 to 2533 and encodes 789 amino acids. Gene Ontology annotation, cellular component: ribonucleoprotein granule; mitochondrial matrix. Gene Ontology annotation, molecular function: RNA binding. Gene Ontology annotation, biological process: regulation of mitochondrial mRNA stability; mitochondrial RNA processing. The record is from RefSeq and is a predicted model, not a curated record.